AUGGUGCUCUUCCCCUCCGUGCUCUACUACCCAUACACGGGCAAAGUGCACAUCCACCUCAUGGACCUGGACGAGCCCGUGCGGGUGACCCUCCACCUGGCGAGCAGCCACGGCAUCCCCAAUGUCACCCUGGAGGAGCAGGGCAGCGAUAUCCUCCAGCUGAACUGGCCCCGCUUCUCCAAUAUUUCUACCCCUCCUGUGGGGAUCUACGAGAUUGCGCAUCUUCACGUCUCCAUCCAGGGAGGUUCCCUGCAGGUCUCUGAGCAGAAGAAAGUACUGGUGAAAACCCUGGAGCUGGGGACCUUGGUGCAGACAGACAAGGGUGUCUACAAGCCUGGACAAACUGUGAAGUUUCGAAUUGUCCGUGUGGAUCAAAACCUCAUUCCCAGCAACAGGGAGCUUCCCUUGGUGGCCGUGCAGGAUCCCAGUGGGAACUGCGUGGCGGAGUGGCGGGAGGUGAGCCCGCGGCAGGGCAUCGUGGACCUGUCCUUCCCACUGGCUGCAGAGGUGGCCCUGGGCACGUACACCAUCGAGGUGGAGGGGAAGAGACACUCCUUCAGCGUGGAGGAAUAUGGGCUGUCCCACUUUGAAGUGCUGAUCUGGCUGCCCCACAUCGUGACGGUGAAGGACAAGAAGAUCCCGCUGGAUGUCUGUGGGCGGUACCCGUCCGGGAAAACUUUCCGGGGAAGGGCUGAGGCCAGGCUGUGCCAAUUCCACAGAUCUAUUGUUUUCCCAAAGGGAUCUACGAGGAUCUGUGCUGAGUUUAGGGGCCAGACAGGGAGGAACGGCUGCUUCUCCACCGAGGUGCUGGUGGCUUCCUUCAACCUGACCGGCUUCCACUACAGGAGUCAGCUCUAUGCCAACGCAUCGCUGCUGGAGGAGGGGACCGGGAUCUGGCAUACAGCGACCAAGAGCUCUAUGAUUGUGUAUGAUACAGCCACAAUCACCUUUGAAAACACCGAUAAAUUCUACAAGCCUGGGAUUCCCUGCACUGGGACGGUGCUGCUGAAGGGAGCCAACGGCUCUGCCCUGAAGGAGAAGGAGUUCCUGCUUGUCAUUAAGGGGAGAGAAGAAAUGCAAAGGAAAACCCUGCUCACGGAUGGAUCGGGGAGAGCUUCCUUCGAGCUGGACACCUCUGGUUGGAAUUACAAGGUCACCCUGCAUGGUGAGCUCAAGGAUGACCCUCCAGCCUCAGGGCGUGAAGGCAAGGAGUAUCUCAACUACAGAACUGUCAUUCGCUACCUGUAUCCCUACUCUUUGGACAGCAAGAGUUUCCUGAAGAUCCACAGGGUGGAAAAGAAGCUGCCCUGCGGCCAGCCCCAGCAGCUCAGAGUGGAUUACAUGUUUGAUGAGAAGACUGUGGGGAUUGAUCUGCAGAGCCUGGAUGUGGUCUUCCUGGUUCUGGCCAAGGGGACCAUUGCCACCGUCCUCAGGAAAGAGCUGCCUGCAGAGGCUGGGCUGAGAGGGUCCUUCUCCCUGGAGCUGCCUGUUGGCCCCGAGCUGGCGCCCACAGCCAAGGUGCUGGGCUACGUGGUGCUGCCCGACAGUGAGAUGGUGGUUGACAGCACCGAGCUCAAGGUGGCCAAGUGCUUCCCCAACAAGGUGAAUCUGUCCUUCUCGGAGCAGAGGGCUCUGGUGGGCUCGUGGCUCCGCCUGAAGGUGCAGGCUGCCCCGGGGUCACUGUGCGCCGUCUAUGCCAUGGAUCAACGCACACGGUCCUCCGGUCCCAAGGGCAAGCUCAACCCCAGAAUGGAUGCCGGUUUGAAAACUGUCACCAACGCUCAGCUGGGCUGUGCAUCAAGCAUGUACUUCCAAAGCUACCAAAGCCCUUUAUACCCCCAAGGAGCAAGACUGGAGGAUGAGCAGGCGGGUGUCAUGCAGCACACAGGGAUGCAGACGGAUUUCUUGGGGACAUGGCUGUGGGAGCUGGUCCCUGUGGGGGAGGGGGGCUCUGCGGAGGUGACGGUGACGGUGCCUGAUGCCAUCACUGAGUGGGAAGCCGGGAUGUUCUGCACAGCCCCGUUGGGCUUGGGGCUGGCUCCUGCCACCACCCUCACGGCCUUCAAGCCCUUCUUCAUGGAGCUGGCACUGCCCUACGCCCCGGUCCGCCAUGAGGCAUUCACCCUCGUGGCCACCGUCUUCAACUACUUGCGGCAGUGCCUGCAGGUUCAGGUGACACUGGUGGAGUCAGCAGAGCUGGAGGUGUUGGCAAGCGUGGACGGGGCGUAUGGUGGUUGCAUCUGUGCAGAUGAAGAGAGGACCUUCCGAUGGGCUGUGCGAGUCACCAGCCUGGGGAAGGUGAACAUAACUGUCAUCGCCAAGGCCCUGCACUCAGAGAAGCUCUGUGGCACCGAGAUGCCUGUGGUGCCAGCCCAGGGGCACGUGGACACCGAGACAAAACUCCUGACAGUGCAGGUGACCGUCCAGCUGCAGAAAGCAGAUGGGACCCAUAACAUCACUCUGCUGGAGAGGAAGGUCCAGGAGCCUCAUCUGUACCUGAACAUCACCUUCCCUGCUCCAGCCCCCACCACAGGGAAGGAGGAAAUCGUAGACCUGCACAUCUCAAUCCAGGGAGAGUCCCUGGAUGUCUUCAAGAAGAAAAAGGUGAUGCUGAGAGCCCUGGAGCCUGGGAUCUUCAUACAGACAGACAAGGCUGUCUACAAGCCUGGACAGGAAGUGAAGUUUCGAAUUGUCUCUUUGGAUAAAGACUUCACUCCCAGCAGUAAGAAGCUGCCCCUUGUGUUCCUGAAGGAUCCCAGCGGGAACCGCAUCGCACAGUGGCGGGAGGUGAGCCCGCGGCAGGGCAUCGUGGACCUGUCCCUCCCGCUGGCUGCAGAGCCAGCCCUGGGCACGUACACCAUUGAGGUGGAGGGGAAGAGACACUCCUUCAGCGUGGAGGAAUAUGUGCUGCCCAAAUUUGAGAUGACCAUUGAUCUCCCUGCCGUGGUGCUGGAGAAGGACAAGAAGUUCCAGAUGGAGAUUUGUGGACGGUACACCUACGGGAAGCCCGUCCAGGGGAAGGUCCAGGCCAGCUUGUGCCAGCCCUUCAGGAACAUCGGGAUCCUGCACAGACUUGACCAGAAAGAGAUGAACUGCAUCGAGGUUGGCGGGCAGACCAAGAAGAACGGCUGCUUUUCAACAGAGGUUUUGUUGAGUGCCUUCAACCUGACCAGCUCCAUGUAUAAGAAACGAUUCCAAGUCCAGGCAUCGCUGGUGGAGGAUGGGACAGGGCUGGAGCUGAAAAACACCAAGAGCUGCAAGAUUUUACCUGAAAUCCUCACCAUCACCUUUGAAAACACUGAUGAUUUCUACAAGCCUGGCAUCCCCUACACUGGGACGAUGCUGCUGAAGGGAGCCGACGGCGCCGCGCUGCCGCAGAAGCAGCUCUUGCUCAUCGUUAGCCAGCAAGGAAAAGAUACGAGACAGACCUUCCUGACAGACAGAUCGGGGAGAGCUUCCUUUGAGCUGGAGACCUCUGGUUGGAGUGACAUGGUCUCCCUGCGUGGUCAAGUCAACGAGGCAGCUCAAACCCAGAACGACAGCUCACCGCUCAUCUACCAAAAUGCCUAUGCGUAUGUCAGCCCCUUCUUUUCGGCGAGUAAGAGCUUCCUGAGGAUUCGCCGGCUGGAGAGCGAGCUGCCCUGCGGUCAGCCCCAGCAGCUCUGGGUGGAUUACAUCUUCAGCAAGAAGGCCUUGGGGACCGAGCUGGAGAGCCUGGAUGUGGUCUUCCUGGUUCUGGCCAAGGGGACCAUUGCCUCCAUCCUCAGGAAAGAGCUGCCUGCAGAGGCUGGGCUGAGAGGGUCCUUCUCCCUGGAGCUGCCUGUUGGCCCUGAGCUGGCGCCUGCAGCCAAGGUGCUGGGCUACGCGGUGCUGCCUGACAGCGAGAUGGUGGCUGACAGCACCGAGCUCAAGGUGGCCAAGUGCUUCUCCAACAAGGUGAAGAUGGCUUUUUCGGAGGACAGGGCUCUGCCUGGCUCGGUGCUUCGGCUGGAGCUGGAGGCUGCCCCAGGGUCCCUGUGCGCCAUCCGUGCCGUGGACCGCAGCGUGCUGCUCUUGAAGCCUGAGGCUGAGCUCAACACGGAGGCGGUCUACAAAGUACUCCCUGAAUUCGACUACCCUGGAAGCAUUCAGGACCCGCCACCCUGUUCAUCGUUUUCCUGGAACUAUCCCCCGGACUUUGACAUUCCCAUCACCCCAUUUGCACCGAGACGACGAGACUUCUUUCGCCCUCCAAGGAGGCAUCUCUUACCUUUACCAUUUUGGAGGACUUCCCAGAUGAACACCUACAAGUUAUUUCAGAACGCAGCACUGAAACUUUUCACCAAUGCCAAGACCAGUGAUGUCUGCAAGGAGAGGUUCGGCUUCUAUGGGAUGGCGGGUCCCCAAGGUCCCAGAGAUGUCUUUGAUUCCGACAUCCAGUAUUUACCGAGAGAAACGAAUGUCCCAGAACUAAUGACCCAUGCUGUCGCAAAACUAACAAACCAUGUCGGUGCUGUCCAGGAAGAGCGACCAGCACCCCGGACAUAUUUCCCAGAGACGUGGCUGUGGGACCUGGUCCCCGUGGGGGAGUGGGGCUCUGCGGAGGUGACGGUGACGGUGCCCGAUGCCAUCACCGAGUGGGAAGCCGGGAUGUUCUGCACAGCCCCGUUGGGCUUGGGGCUGGCUCCUGCCACCGCCCUCACGGCCUUCAAGCCCUUCUUCGUGGAGCUGGCACUGCCCUACGCCGUGGUCCGCCAUGAGGCAUUCACCCUCGUGGCCACCGUCUUCAACUACUUGCGGCAGUGCCUGCAGGUUCAGGUGACGCUGGCAGAGUCGGCGGAGCUGGAGGUGUCGGUGAGUGUGGACGGGGCGUACAGUGGUUGCAUCUGCGCAGAUGAAGCAAGGACCUUCCGAUGGGCUGUGCGAGCCACCAGCCUGGGGGAGGUGAACAUCACUGUCAGCACUGAGGCCCUCAGCUCCAAGGAGCUCUGCGGCAACGAGAUGCCCGUGGUGCCAGCCCAGGGGCGCGUGGACACCGUGAUAAAGCCCUUGCUGGUGCAGCCCGGGGGGAUCCUGGUGGAGAAGGCGCACAACUCCCUGCUCUGCCAGGAAGGUAGGACCGGCCGGGGGUUCACUGAAGAAAUCUCCCUGGAGGUUCCUGCAAACAUCUUGGAGGGGUCCCAGCGAGCCCACAUCACCGUGAUGGGUGACAUCAUGGGGAAUGCUCUGCAGAACCUGGACCGUCUCUUGGCCAUGCCCUACGGCUGCGGGGAGCAGAACAUGGUCCGCUUCGCCCCCAACAUAUACAUCCAGCAGUACCUGGAGAAGAGCGGGCAGCUGCACCCCGACAUCCGCGCCAAGGCGCAGGGCUUCCUGCAGAGCGGGUACCAGCGAGAGCUGCUCUACAAACACGAUGACGGCUCCUACAGCGCCUUUGGGAAGAGCGAUCCCGGGGGCAAUACCUGGCUGACAGCAUUCGUCCUCAAGUCCUUUGGGCAAGCUAGAGCCUACGUGGCCAUCGAGGAGCGGCACAUCACGGAUGCGCUGCGCUGGCUGCAGGAGAAGCAGCAGAAGACAGGCUGCUUCCGUAGCGUGGGGAAGCUUUUCAACAACGCCCUGCAGGGUGGCGUCUCGGAUGAGCUCUCUCUGUCGGCUUAUGUCACGGCUGCGAUGCUGGAGCUGGGGCUGUCCCCAACGGACCCAAAGGUGAGCUCAGCCCUGAAGUGCCUGGAGGCUUCGGCCACGGACGACCCCUACACGCAGGCGCUGCUCGCCUAUGUCUUUGGGCUGGCGGGGCGCAGGGAGCAGCAGCAAACCCAGCUGCAGAGCCUGGCCCAGCACAGCGUCAGCGCAGACGGGCAGCUCUACUGGCAGAGGAAGGGGAAGGCUCUGCCCCCCUCGCAGCCCUCCUGGGCGGCCGCCGCACCGGCGGAGGUGGAGAUGACCGCCUAUGUCCUCCUGGCCUACCUCUCCCAGCCCCAACUCUCCUCUGCUGACCUGGCGACUGCUUCCCAAAUUGUCCGCUGGCUUAGCAAACAGCAAAACCCCUACGGGGGCUUUGCCUCCACACAGGACACCGUGGUGGCCCUGCAAGCCCUGGCCAAGUAUGCCGCCUUGACAUACGGCAGCAACGGGGACUUCAUGGUGACAGUGACGUCCCCGACAGGCACCACGCAGGACUUUGUGCUGCACAACAGCAACCGGCUGGUGCUGCAGCGGGCGGCUCUGCACGAGCUGCCGGGCACGUACAGGGUGCGAGCCCACGGGCAGGGCUGUGCCCUGGUGCAGGUGACCCUGCGCUAUAACGUGCCACCCCCUCCGAGCAUGGGGACGUUCGACCUCCGCGUGGAGACGGAGCCUGGGGAGUGCACAGGGGAUGCCAGCGUCCGCUUCCGCCUCCUCCUCCGGGCACGGUACACUGGGGAGCGUCCUGCCACCAACAUGGUCGUCAUCGAGGCCAAGCUGCCAUCUGGCUACAUCCCAGACAAGAGCUCCGUGGUGGAGCUGAAGAGGCAGAAGCUGGUGAAGAAGGUGGAGGUGCAGCCCGACCAGGUGACGAUUUACCUGGACCAGCUGACGAAGGAGGAGGAGAGCUUCGCCUUCACCGCCACACAGGACUUCCCGGUGAGGAACCUCCAGCCGGCCACUGUGACGCUCUACGAUUACUAUGAGACGGGUGACCGCACAGAUGCUGCCUACAGCGCACCUUGCAGCGCAGGUACGGCUGAGCCCGACAGGGCUGAGGGGUCACCCCACCAUCGCAUUGGCACCCUGACGGGGACCCGCCGACCCUGA
This is a messenger RNA of Nipponia nippon (crested ibis), 6774 nucleotides long. The record is from RefSeq and is a predicted model, not a curated record. NCBI's taxonomy places the organism in Eukaryota, Metazoa, Chordata, Aves, Pelecaniformes, Threskiornithidae.